Mytilinidion resinicola is the source of this 465-nucleotide messenger RNA. RefSeq lists its product as uncharacterized. The record is from RefSeq and is a predicted model, not a curated record. The coding region runs from base 90 to 419 and encodes 109 amino acids. The transcript has 2 exons. NCBI's taxonomy places the organism in Eukaryota, Fungi, Ascomycota, Dothideomycetes, Mytilinidiales, Mytilinidiaceae.
UUUGAAGUUUCUUUUUUUGGUCUUUCGGUCCAUAAUGUCUAUCUAUCUAAAACACCUACGACGUACUCGUCUCCUUGACGACGAUUUGGAUGCGGAUGGUUGGCUCUAUCAUUUGGGCCUGCGCUUGUGUGAAGUCACUAUGCACCUUUCGACCAUCGCCCGUUUUAGGGAGGUUCCUGGGUUGCACGCGCGAAGUGAUUCCCCAGCUCCGCUCUCCACACUUUAAAAUAAUCUACACGCUCCCCUUAACCAUAUCGGAACCAUCGUUGAUUCAAGGACCCACGUUUGUUUUCCAAUACACCUCUAGAGCUGUGCUGCAUUGGGGAAGAACAACGACAAGUAGUGGUGAGAGUCAUUUACGUACUGUUUACGCGCAAGAUACCUCGACACUAUUCGCCCCCAAUCUCUCUACUCUCUGAUAUCAUACACCAGUGAUCUCCCAAGCCCAGCUCUCAACCACACCUC